AUGGCAAGUGGCUUGACUCUGUCCACUGCUAGACGAGGAAGUGAAAUAAGAGAUUCCUUCUCACUGUUAGAUGUUCUCUAUGCAAAUCAGUUUGAAGGAGAGUCUAUUAAAAAAGAAGUUGUUGAGCAGACAGAGGAGACCUUUUACAGAGGUGCCCCUCCUGAAUGGUUAAACUUUCACAUUAGUGAACAGGCCGAGUCAGAUGGUACUGGAACUUCUUUUAUUAAACGAGAUGGAUACGAUAGACUUAAACAACAAAUUGACAACAAAAGAAAUCUCCCUGGAAUAUCAACUGUGAAACUCUUCCACCAACCAGGAUGUGGAGGAACCACACUGGCCAUGCAGGUGUUGUGGGACUUGAGGAAGACCUUCAGGUGUGCUGUUUUAACAGACUCAACCUCAGACAUCACAAAUGUUGCGACAGAGGUGGUCCAUCUUUUCACAGCAGGCAGUCAAGGCUACCAGAAAACUGUGCUGCUGCUACUGAAUGAUGAGCAUAAUCUGGAAAAUCUCCAAAACAGCAUUAUGGAAAAGAUAACUGAACAGAACAUAGUCACCUAUAGGCCUGUGGUCAUUUUCCUCACCUGUGUGAGAAAAGAUGCAGUUCUACAGAGUGACCACACUGUCCUACAAAAAGUACUUUCUAACACAGAGAAACAAAAGUUUAAUGAGAAAAAGAAAGAGCUGAGCAAAAAGUACAAGGAGAAAUGCGGACAGUUUCAUGGCUUUAACAUAAUGCAAACUGAUUUCUCUCAAGCGUACGUUGAUCAAGCAUGCACAGUAUUCAGUACAGUCCAAAGAUCAAAUAAACCACUGAAGACCCAGCUUGCUACCUUCCUGUCCCUGCUGAAUGCCUAUGUACCAGGCUCAUAUCUCCUUGAGUCCCAGUGCCUGGACUUCCUCAAACAUAAAGACUCCAUCCAUGGACACCUUUCACUGGAGGACAGAAUGAAACCCUUUAGUCAUCUCAUCAUCACUUUCCAACACGAUGCAAGAUCUGGAAAAAAGGUCCGCAUGGCUCAUCCAAUGAUUGCACAAUGUUGUACUGAACUGAUGGGUGGCGCAGGUGUGACCAGAAGCGACACAGCAAGAAACUUCUUGAACCGUCUCUGCAGAGACGAAGUUUCUCCAUGUUUGCUUGGUUUCGUCAAAGAAAUGCUGACCAAGAGAGAGAUGAAAGUAGAAGAGAACCCAGUCAAAGAUAAUGAGGUUAAAGAAGACCAAGAAAGGUUUUCUAGACUGAUUCUUGAUAUUCAAAGUCAGGAGUGCGAUGUCCAGAGUGCAUCAGUUUUAAAGGUGGCAUCGAAGAUAUUUGAAAAGAAUCCUUUUUUCCCACAAGCACUUGCUCGCUUUUAUUACAUUGAAAUAAAAGACUACAAUAAGGCAGAAAAAUGGGCAAAAGAAGCGAAGAAAAGAGAUCCCAAAAAUUCAUUUGUUGCUGAUACUCUGGGCCAAGUCUACAAGAACCAUCUGAAGAACAAAGAGUUUUCUACCAAGCCGAGAGAAAUUUUGCAACUCGCCAAAAAGGCCAUUGAAGCUUUCAAAGAUGAAGAACGACUUGCUGAAAAUGAAUAUGGUGAAGACAUGGCAGAAGAUGGCAAUACCAAAGUCUCACAUAUUUUUAACACCAGAGGGCAGUUUGGUUACCUGCAGGUUUGCAAUCUGUUAUAUGACCGA
Messenger RNA from Scomber japonicus (chub mackerel), 1677 nucleotides. Its product is annotated as sterile alpha motif domain-containing protein 9-like. The annotation marks the transcript as partial. The transcript has a single exon. The record is from RefSeq and is a predicted model, not a curated record. Gene Ontology annotation, cellular component: cytoplasm. Gene Ontology annotation, molecular function: protein binding. NCBI's taxonomy places the organism in Eukaryota, Metazoa, Chordata, Actinopteri, Scombriformes, Scombridae.